Molecule: messenger RNA, 324 nt
Organism: Homalodisca vitripennis (glassy-winged sharpshooter)
Lineage: Eukaryota; Metazoa; Arthropoda; Insecta; Hemiptera; Cicadellidae
Exons: 1
Coding region: 1-324 (107 amino acids)
Source: RefSeq, a predicted model, not a curated record
AUGCCAUUAAAUAAGGAGGAGUAUAGGAUGCGGCUUGCUCGGGUGCAGCGACAAGCAGCUCUCAGAGUCGCAUCAGCAUAUCGUACAGUUUCUGAGCCUGCCGUCCUGGUGAUUGCUUUAGUCAUCCUGGUCAAACUUCUGGCUGAGGUGAGGAAAGCAAUAUACCAGCGAAAAGGCGAGAUCGGCAAGGAACGUGCCACAUCAGAAGAGCGCACCCGCACCUACCGGCAAUGGCAGGAGUUGUGGGAUCAAGAGACCGAGGACGUUGGACCAGCACGGCUGAUACCGAUGGUCCAGCUUUGGGUGAAAACGGCGACAUGGUGA